Messenger RNA from Closterium sp. NIES-67, 1657 nucleotides. Lineage: Eukaryota; Viridiplantae; Streptophyta; Zygnematophyceae; Desmidiales; Closteriaceae. The record is from the annotation of a GenBank genome assembly.
GUCCCCUGGGCGGGGUGUUUGCAGUGGGGGGCGAGGAGCAAGUGCUGGCGGGGCGGCACUGCAGCAACGGCGUGGAGGCACACGUGACCGCGGACAGGCUGCUACUCAUAGACACUCAGCCCAUCAACAGCGCGUCGCUCCUUCUGGACGUGGCUCGUGCUGAUGGAACAGCCAGCAUGGACGUCAUUCCUCCCGCUGUUGCUGCUGCGGCUGCUGCUGCGGGUAGUGGCGCGGCUGCUGGUGGGGAUGGUGGUGGUGCUGGUGAUGCUGCGACCCUGAUCAGUGCUGAGAUCGCACACACUAUUAUGGGGCUCCAGCUGGGGGUGUUUCUCUUCUCCGUGUGCCACCUCGUGAUCGUGCUGUGCGACGGGCUCACCGAUCGGGCCACCUGUGAUUACAUCCAGGCCGUUCAAAUGUUGCGCCUCUCCCCAUCUGAAAGCCCCUGGGGGCCUUCAAAAGCCGUGGCACCCACAGCUGGUGCUGCUGCCGCUCCCACUGCUGCUGCUGCUGCUGCUGCUGCUGGUACCACUCCUGCUGCAGGCACUGUCAGUGCUGCUGGUGUUUCGUCUACUGCAGGGGAGCAAGGGGACAGUGGCGGUUGGGUGGGGGAUGGUUUGGUGCUGGGGAGAGAGGGUGAUGAGAGCUUCUGCAGUGAUGCUCUGUUCGUGUUUGCGAGGGUACCCCCAUCCGAGCUAACACCGGAUCACCUCUCCUCCACUCUCACUCACCUCACCUCCCUCCUCUCGCACACCACUCUCCUCACCCCCCCUUCGCGAAUCCUCACACCGCCCCUCCCCUUCACUUCCCCUCCUUUCGCUCCUCCUCCACUCCUCCCCCUCGGGUCCGGUAAGCUAGACGGGUCAGGAGGGGGGACAGGAAGGGGAAGAGGAGGAGGGCGGAGAGCAGGGUAUCUGAGAGGGGCGUACGGAGAUGGUGAGAGGGGUGGGGCUUAUUGCAGGGUUGACUCUGGGAAAGCUGUAGACAAGUGGCAAGAGGGCAGAGAAGCCGAGAGGAGGUCUAGAGAAUUGCAGGACAGCACGCGUGACGGUGGUGGUGGCGGUGAGGUGACCUUUGAAUCGACUCAAGAUGCACCUAGAGAAUGGGGGGGCAGCAGUCACAGCACCACACAUGGCAGUGGUGGUAGUGAGGACGGCUCUGUUAGCUUCUGGGUGCUCCCUUCUGAGGACCCCUGGGCAUGGGCAGAGGAUGCUGCAGUGUCAGCAGCGCUGGGAGGAGGAGGAGGAGGGGGGGGAGCGGGGGGAGCAGCAGCUGCAGCAGUAGGAGGAGGAGGCAGUGGAAUGGGGUCACUGGGGAGCUACAGACUGGAGCUCAAGAACAAGAUUUUGGGAAUGCAGAAGAAGCUUUUCCCAGAGCCGAUAACAGAGCGGGAGUGGGCGAUGAGGGCAGCAGCAGCAUGGGGGGGCGUGCGCAUGUCGCCACUUAUAGCCCAGUUUGCCCAUUUCCUCCAAGCCUCGCCACUUUUCCAGCAGCCAUAGGGUUAUGAUUAUGUAGAAGACCCAGGAAUCAUGGAUGCGGGCUUGCAAGCAAGCGCGUUACUUGGUGGUACUGUACUGGAUUACGGAAUGCAAUCUUGUUGCUGAAGAAUAUGGGAUGGGGCACAGAUAGGUGAUCAUUAUAUCAUAUGGUUUUGUUCAGC